GGAAAAACUCAGUGUUGCAGAGCUGCUCAUAGAAGAGAGAACAAGACAAGGAGGGAGGUGGGGACACUGACAGGAAAACAAGACAUCUGACAAGAGAAAAACCUCAGUUAAAACAGAAAAUUUGUUUGGAUAAAAGGUCAGUUUCCACAAGAACAGAAGGUUGGGCAGUUGGAAAAGAGACUAUUAGCAUAUAUAUAGCAGAUAUUAGCUUAGGUUGUGCAGAGCUGCCUGAAAGAUGUUCUUCCUUUUCUUGUUGUGCAUGUGUGGUCUCCUGCUGCGAGGUAAUGCCCAGGACCGAGCCUCUCUGUGGAGGGGGAAUGACCGGACUGGACAAUGCCAAUACACCUUUACUGUACCCAGUCCCAUGGAGGCAACCUGCCCACAGGUUGGAGGUCCAGAGGUGGAGGGCCUUAAGACCAGACUCAGCGUACUCGAGGCACUGAUGUCCCAGCUCAGUGGAAAGGACCUUCAACCACGGGGAGGUCACCAAGGGGUCAGUGCGAGACCUCAGCCUGAGCUUCAGGAGGCACUCAACCGAGCUGUAGGAGAGAGGAACCUGCUGCAAGGCGAGAAGGAGAGACUGGAGAGGGAGCUGGAGACACUUAAACUCAGGAUGGAUGAGAUGAGAAGGGAGACGGAGAGGCUAAGGAGCAGACCGUGUCUUACUCAGAACCCAGUAGUAGCACCCAGCUCCACUCAGCAGGACUGGGGCAGAGCCAGACCUGCUGCUGGGUCCAAUCAGAUGACCCACCUCAUGACGAGGCCCAACAGGCAUGGCGACAGCAGCAACCUGAGAGAUUCAGCCUGGCAGUAUGGAGCACUGAGCUUUCAGGAACUGAAGGCUGAGGUGACCGAGGUACCUGCUCCUGAUGGCACUGUUGACAACACAGGAUGCGGCGAGGUGAUUUCCGUGGGCGUGCCGGUUACUCACAGGAAGGCCGACAACAUUGCAGGUAAAUAUGGUGUUUGGAUGCAGGAUCCUGAGGCCGUUUCCCCCUAUGGGCCCAACAUGCUCUGGCGCAUCGAUACAAUUGGUACCGAGAUCAGGCAACUGUAUGGGUAUGAUGACAUGGAGCAGCUCUCCAAAGGCUUCCCAUCCAAGGUCCUGCUGCUGCCAGACCCAUUAGAAAGCACUGGAGCCACUAUGUACCGCGGAUCCCUGUACUACCAGAGACGGUUGAGUCGCACUCUGAUCCGCUAUGACCUGGCCGCUGAGCACGUCGCAGCCCGUCGUGAACUACCUCAUGCUGGCUUCCACGGUCAGUUCCCCUAUUCCUGGGGAGGCUACACAGAUAUCGACCUGUCUGUAGAUGAAAAGGGGCUGUGGGCCAUCUACUCCACCAGUAAGGCUCAAGGAGCUAUUGUGAUCUCAAAGCUGGAUCCACACAGUCUUGAGGUGAAGAAGAGCUGGGAGACCAGUAUCAGGAAAGCAUCUGUCGCCAACUCCUUCAUGAUCUGUGGGAAGCUUUACACCGUGGCUAGCUAUGCAGCUCGGGACACCACCAUCAACCACGUGUACGACACAGGAACCAGCCAAGGGAAGGCUGUGUCCAUCCCCUUCAAGAACAAGUACGGCUACAACAGCAUGAUUGACUACAGUUUGGCCCAGAGGAAGCUGUUCGCCUGGGACAACUUCCACCUAGUGUCCUAUGACCUCAGGCUGGGUCGUCAGCAGGCCAACAGAGGCCACCAUGAAUGACUGAUGAAAAGGGACAUUUGCUCACUUGUACCUGCUUCAAAGACUCAGUUGUAGACCAUAACAUGAGCGGCAGCAGUAGAAGCAAAUUUAUGAAAACAAGAAGGCCAACAGUUAGUCAGUUUCCAACCUGUCUGUUGAAGAAGUUAAGUAAAAAUCCAUGUUCAAUAAGUUAGGACAACCUAAAAUUUAAGAAAAUCGUCUUUCUUGUAAGCGACAGAAAAUGUGGUUUUUAAUGACCUGAUAUGGUUUUCUUCUCUUUGUUUUGGUAACUCUGAAUGAGAUAUUUAAAACUCCCCUUGCUGAAGCAAAACCAAACAUUUUUGACCAUAUUUUAUGGUAUCUUGACUUACUAGGCAGUGAUCGUUUCUUUACAAGGUGGGAGAGACAAAUUGUGGCUCUGUUGUCUUUCCAAAGAAGCUAACACAACCAGUUCACCUGUAGGAAAACUAUCAAACUCCAAAAAGAAACAUUGGAGGAACGGUGCCCUGGGCAGUUCUCCUUUUUAUUUACUGUGGCAUGGUCCACAAUUUUGUUUUCAGAGGAAUUAUUUUUGUACCGCCUUUAAUCCACAUGUGUGAUUUUGAUAUUUUCCAUGUUAAGCUAUAUAUUUGGAAAUUAAACCAUGAGUCAGUUUAACCAAAAUGAAUAAAAAUAAAGGACACUGAUUUAAUUAGCCAACAUCUGCCGCUACAACUGCUCCCAUGCAGCAUGUAUUAAAUAUUGCAUGUAUUUGCACAGUGUAAUCAACAUGUGUUCAAAAUCAAAUCAUGAAAUAAACUUUAUUAAUAACA
Molecule: messenger RNA, 2490 nt
Organism: Girardinichthys multiradiatus
Lineage: Eukaryota; Metazoa; Chordata; Actinopteri; Cyprinodontiformes; Goodeidae
Gene: myoc
Product: myocilin
Exons: 5
Coding region: 236-1699 (487 amino acids)
Biological process (GO): signal transduction; osteoblast differentiation
Cellular component (GO): Golgi apparatus
Source: RefSeq, a predicted model, not a curated record